Apus apus (common swift) is the source of this 2032-nucleotide messenger RNA. RefSeq names its product MPL proto-oncogene, thrombopoietin receptor (gene MPL). NCBI's taxonomy places the organism in Eukaryota, Metazoa, Chordata, Aves, Apodiformes, Apodidae. Gene Ontology annotation, molecular function: cytokine receptor activity; protein binding. The transcript has 13 exons. Gene Ontology annotation, biological process: cytokine-mediated signaling pathway; positive regulation of cell population proliferation; hemopoiesis. Gene Ontology annotation, cellular component: external side of plasma membrane. The record is from RefSeq and is a predicted model, not a curated record.
UCGGGGCACUGGGAAGAGCCGAGCACGGCACGCUCAGCCCCAGCACAUGGGGUGUGGGAUGGCAGCCCGCCUGCACCGGGGCUGGCAGCUCCCCCUGCUCCCUGCCAUCCUGCUCAGCCUCCACAGCCAGCCAUCUGCCCCUGAGCCAGUGACACCCCAAGAUGCUGCACUGCUGGCUGGGGUGCCUGAGGACAUUCUCUGCUUCUCCCGCUCCUUUGAGGACCUCACCUGCUUCUGGGAUGAGGAGGAUGCAGUGAGUGGGACAUGCCACUUCUACUACUGGUACAGCAGGGAUGUGCCCACAGCAUGCACAGUUUCCACGUGGCACCAGAGGUCCAGCAGGACUCGGCAUGUUUGCAUCUUCCCUAGCCAGGAUGUGCGGCUCUUCACCCAACUCCACCUCCAUGUCCUGGAUGCCAUCACCAACCAGACCAAAUACUUGCGGGAACUCAGUGUGGAUGCAGUGGGUCUCAUUGCCCCCCCGGCAAACAUCACAGCCCGCUGGGCAGGGGCUGCAGGGCAGCUCUGCGUGUCGUGGCAGCCGCCACUCGCCGACUACAUGAACUUCUUCCUCUACAAGGUGCGGUGCUGCCCUGCUGGCUCCUCAGAGACGCCCUGCAGCACCAUGUUGGAUCCCAGUGGGCUGCGCCCCAGGGAUCCCUCCAGUUAUCCAGCCAUCAGCACCCACACGCCCACGGCUGGGGCAGCUGCCAUCUCCCUUGGAAUGGAGCAGGGUCUGGUCCAGGCCAACACCUGGGUAGUCCUCAGGAACCUGCAGCCAGGAGUGAGGUACCACAUUCAAGUACGCAGCAAGCCCGAUGGCACCUCUUUGGAUGGUUUCUGGGGGCCCUGGUCACAGGCAGUGGCUGCAGAGACACCCCGCUCCUCCGGAGACAUCGGGCUGAGCUGCAGCACCCCUGACCUGCAGCACGUGCGCUGUGAGUGGAGCUGGGACGCCACAGAGCAGGGCAGCUCCCACCAGCUCUUCUACCGGCCACCUCCGAGUGGGGCCAGCGUGAGGGAAGAUGAAUGGCAGCAGUGUGAGGAGGUGAGUGAGGAGGUACAGGGCACCCAUGCCUGCACCUUCCAGCCCAGGGCUGGCAGCGCCAUCUCCGUCCUGGUAAACAUCACCCAACCUCACAUGACACCCACUCUCAGCUACUUCAAGGAGCCCUUCUGGCUGCACCAGGCUGUGCUCACAGAUGCUCCACAGCUGGUGCAGGCAACAGUGUCACAGGGCCAGCUGAGCCUGCAGUGGCUGCCACCUCUGGAGGUGCUGGCAGAACAGCUGGACUACCAGGUCCGUUACGCCGUGGAAAACAGCAAUGAGUGGAAGGUCUUACAAGUCCCCCGGGCAGCCAGGAAAGAAGUCCUGGACCUACAGCCGGGUGCCCGCUACCACGCUCAGGUGCGGGCUCAGCCCAGUGGACCGUGGUACCAGGGCAGCUGGAGCACCUGGUCCAAACCUGUUGUGGUUGAUGCCAUGGCCAGUGCAGGCUGGGUCAUCCCAAGCAUUACAGUGGUGCCGCUGCUCUGCACAGGAGUGCUCCUGGGGCUGCGCUGCACCUUCCCCUCCCUCUUCAGCAACGUGAAGCAGAAGCUCUGGCCGCCCGUCCCCGACCUGCACCGCGCGCUGGGCAGCUUCCUCCACGAGAGCGGCAAGCACGGCCAGGCCAACACCUUCUACAAGCAGCCGCCGGAGGAGGCCAUCCUGCCCUGCCUGCUGGAAGUGCUGCCGGGCCCGCGCGGCCAGGCGGACGCGCCGCCGGGCGCUGCCGGCCGGGGCCCCAGCACCGACAUCGCCAACCAGUCCUACCUGCUCAUGAGCAGCUGGGAGCCGCGCGGGCCGCCCUGAGCCCCCCGCCCCGACAUAAACCAGACGCGCAGACACCGGCUCCUCUCGCUCCCUCCCGCCCCGUCCCGGCCCCGCGAGGCGCCGCUGCCCGCGCGCUGCGCUCCCCCCGCCGCCGGCACGCGCAGGCUACACCGCGCGCGGCGUCGCCACGGCAACACCGGCGGCAGUUGGGUUUGA